GAGCUUUCGGUCAUAGCGCAGCCUAUGUCGGAGGGCGACUAUGGCACUGUUCUGGGAAGUACGAUUCAGUCGGCCACUUAGAAGUUCUAUGGCAGCCAUAAAGUGUCAUCAAGCCAUGCCUUCCAUUCCCAUAGUCACGACGCACAUUGCUGGCCAUAUACUCCAUCAAACAGUUUCAACGACCACCUUAUUCGGGCCUAAAGAUGGGCGCGCUGCCACAGCUGUUCGCUGUUGCGCUACUUCUGAUCCACAGCAAUCUCGCGCAAGCAUCUAGCACCCCGAGCGACUGUGGUGGAAGUCAAGUAUGCAGGAAGACGGAGCCGUACAAGACCGCCUCAUUGACGCCGGCCGAGCGCGCCAAUGACCUUCUCAAACGCCUAACCUGGGAAGAGAAGAUUGGACAGAUGGGCGGCAUCCGGGCCGCUUUCAGAAGCAUCAAUGGAAGUGUUGCAUUCAAUAGAACGUCUUUCGAGCAGAUACGAUCCACACAGAAUGGACAAAUAGGUUACGGACAACAAGCAAAUUGGGCAAUGGACCUACUGCCACGGAUGAACGAACUUCGCGCCGAACAAAUCAAUGGAUCUCGCCUCCACAUUCCAUACAUCACUGUGGCUGAUUCCGUUAAUGGCUUGUGGUUUUCCGGUGGUACGGUAUUUCCUGGCACUAUCUCCAUGGCUUCGUCAUGGAAUUUGCCACUUUAUGAACAGGUUAUUGCAGCGUCGAGAGACGAAAACCUGGCUAUGGGAAUCAACUGGGUACUCUCGCCCGAAGUGGACAUAAUUCAUGAUCCUCGUAAUGGGCGGAAUGGUGAGAUGUAUGGUGAAGACACCUACCUUGUGGGUGAGUUUGGCACCCGCUACAUCAAGACAAUGCAGGAAAAGGACGAUAACGGAUUUGUGAAGGUCGCCACGACCAUCAAACACUUUGUCUUUGGAUCUGGCAGUGGAGGCGUUAACCGCGCCAGCAUGUUUGGGGGAAUCAAUCAUAUCCUCAAUGACCUUGCUCCACCGUAUCGCAAAGCCAUAAGAGAAGGGCAACCACUCUCGCUCAUGGCUUCGUAUUCGUCCAUCGAUGGAGUUCCAGCUUCUAUCAACAAGUAUCUUCUCCAAGAUGUUCUACGCGGCAUCCUGGGUUUCAAAGGUCUUAUAAUGUCGGACGCGAAUGCGAUACAGUACCUCUUAACCGAGUCGAAAGUGGCCCGAACUCGAAGCGAUGCAGCCGUUAAGUCCCUCCAGGCAGGACUCGAGCAUGAGCUCAAGCCCGAUGGCCUUGGACUCUUCGUUGAGCUGAGAUCGCUGCAUUCUAACAAAGAGAUCGCAUCUUUGGUGGACGAGGCGGUUCGUGCUAUGCUUCAGAUCAAGUUUGCCACUGGGAUGUUCGACCAACCUUUACCGACAAUCGAGAACAUGGCCGCUACUCUCCGUAAUCCGCGUCACCUAUUGCUGAACCGAAACAUCACUCGCGAAUCGAUUGUUCUGCUCAAGAACGAUGAUGCAUUCCUCCCUCUCACUAAGGGCCUUCUAAGCGGCUCGGGAAAGGUUGCGGUCAUAGGACCGUACGCAGAUCUCAUCAAUGCUGGCAACUAUGCUCCCGUUGAUCCAGCCGACCCGCGUUACGGAAACUCCUUCCUUCGAAGUUUCGAGAAUGCUCUAGGCAAAGAAAAUGUCCUCUAUGCGCAGGGAACCAGUACGGUGCUGCCCAAUUAUGACCACGAUGCACAAGCGAAGGAUCAAGCUGCUAUUUCGUUUGCAGUGGAUAAAGCUAAACAAGCCGGUCUCGCAGUUGUAGUCCUUGGAUCUGGAUAUGGCAACUUCAUGCCCGAGUUCUUCAACAACGAACGGACUGAUACUGAGGGCUAUUCCCAUGCAGACCUGGGAUUCCCUGGGGCCCAACAACAGUUGCUUGACGCAAUCCUUAAUACCGGUGUACCGACUAUCCUAGUCAUGAGCGCUGGACAGACCUUUGUGAUCAAUCAGUCAACUUCACGCUGCAAGGCAAUUUUGCAUUCCUGGUUGGCUGGUGAGUACUCCGGCGACUCUCUUGUCGAGAUUCUUCUUGGCCAGGUCAAUCCGAGUGGCAAGCUCACCGUAUCUAUCCCUGACCACAAUGGUGCUUUCCCUGUCGCAUACGACUAUCUUCCCUCAGACGACGUUGGCGGCUUUUCAACAUAUACCAAGUACGACUGGCAUUGGCCGCAACUGACUCGAAAGCCGGCUAUGCCGUUUGGCUAUGGUCUCAGCUACACAAACUUUACGAUUUCUGAAGUCUCAGUCUCUACAUCCGGUACCGGAUCGAAUCGUACUAUUGAUGUGUCUGCGAAGGUCACUAAUCGAGGCAAGAUGGGGGGCAAAGAAGUUGUCCAAGUCUACUUUCGCCCUCAAUACUCAAUCAUUGAGCGACCUGUAAUGAAGCUCAUUCGGUUUUCCAAGGUCAGCGUUGCUGUGGGAAGCAUGGAAAUAGUGGAGUUCGAUAGGAUCGCUUUGACUGAGCUUGGAUUCUACGUGAAUGGAGAGUGGACUGUUGAAGAAGGAAAUUAUACCUUCUGGGUCGGUAGCUCCUCCAGAUCAUCGGAUCUCACUCCUGUAAAUGUCGUCAUAUAAUUUCAUUAGGUG
Messenger RNA from Paraphaeosphaeria sporulosa, 2612 nucleotides. RefSeq names its product periplasmic beta-glucosidase. Gene Ontology annotation, biological process: carbohydrate metabolic process. The transcript has 2 exons. The record is from RefSeq and is a predicted model, not a curated record. NCBI's taxonomy places the organism in Eukaryota, Fungi, Ascomycota, Dothideomycetes, Pleosporales, Didymosphaeriaceae. Gene Ontology annotation, molecular function: hydrolase activity, hydrolyzing O-glycosyl compounds. Bases 204 to 2600 code for a protein of 798 amino acids.